UGAAACUGUUCCUUAUCCUCCACCAAAGACGACGGAACCUUGCCCCACAGUACUCUCCGACGUCGAUCUCUUAAACAGAGAGGUGAAAGUCGUCUUGUGCUUAUACUUUAUUUGUCUGAUGAUGGAUAUCACUUCGAAAAGGAAAGCUGUCUCAGAGACUUUGAUCAAAGGGACAGGUACUGCAGCAUUUUAUUCUGCUUCUGAUGAAACUGUUCACUCCCCUCGUUUGACUUGUGCCGUGAGUGUUGGCGACAAGAGGAAGAGGAAUGAGCAUGGUGUGUCAAAUGAUGUCAGUGGUGGUCUCAAGUUUAACGACUUUGAGAAGCUGCGGAAAGAAGUAAACUUUUUGGUUGGGCAGACUUGGGCUCUUUAUGAUCAAGUUGAUGGGAUGCCUAGGUCGUAUGCCCGGAUCAGGAAAGUUGCAGCUCCUAUCUUUGAGUUAAGGAUCACGAACUUAGAGCCAGAUCCAGAUGAUGAGAGAGAGAUGCUAUGGUUUGAACAAGACUUGCCUGUUUCUGCUGGUCAAUUCAGGCUUGGGAAAAAUGAGAACAUGAAAGACUGUUCGAUGUUCUCACAUGUUAUACAUUGCAAGGAAGGAGGCAACACUGGUCAUCUCACUGUUUCCCCAAGAAAAGGCGAGACUUGGGCUCUAUUCAAGAACUGGGAUAUUAUCAACUGGUCUUCAGAGCCAGAUUCUCACGGCAGUUACAAGUAUGACAUUGUUGAGAUCUUGUCUGAUACCACUGAUGGAGCUGAUGGUGUAUCUGUUGCGUUCUUGCAUAAAGCAAAAGGCUUUGCAAGUGUCUUCUUUCGAAUGGGAACUGGUGAUGAUUCAGACAUAAUUCAGAUUCUGCCUCAGAAUAUAUAUCAAUUCUCCCACAUGAUCCCUUCCUUCAAACUGACAGGCUUUGAAGCAAAAGGUUUACCAAAAGAUGCUUAUGAGCUGGACCAAGCUGCGUUACCUGCAACAACAGUCCAAGAGAAAGCCGUCCCUUCCCAUCUAAUCCCAGUCCCUAAACCAGAAGUUAUUAAAACUGGUCAGUUCUGGGCAUUUGGUGGAAAUUACGAUGACACGCCUCGGUACUACGGUAGGAUUCAGAAGAUCACCGUUACUCAGACAUUCGAGCAGACAGCAGAAACAAAGGUGCAUGUAUGUCGUUUAAAGGCUACUUCAUUCCCUCAGAAUGUCAUCAAGUGGAAGGACAAGAGCAUGCCUGUUGGCUGUGGAACAUUCUCGAUGCAUAAAAAUUGCUCAACGCUCUAUCCACAACACCUUACACAUCAGAUAUUUCCUCAGACCUCUAUGGAUGGAAAUGAAUUUACCAUUCUCCCCAAGGUUGGUCAGUUGUGGGUGAUUUACAGACUUUGGGCUCCUCACUUUGGUGUCGGAGCACUAGACGAACACUGCUUGGACUUUGACAUGGUCCAAGUUCUUGAUGACGCCUUUAACUACAAGGUUUUAGCGCUGGAGCAAGUCUUGGUUACUAGUGAAGAGAAGAAUAAGUUCUUUAGAGCGGCUAAGAGUAGGCCAUCUUAUUGUUAUGAUGAGGAUGGGCCAGGAGUGAUAUUUACAAUCCCACAGUCGAAAAUGCUCAGAUUCUCUCAUCCGAUUCCUGCUUCCCGUGUAACCAAAGAGGUAGAUGGAGAGAUGAUAGUGCUCUCUGAAGUUGAUAAUAAAGCGUUACCUUAUGGGUGGUGACCGUUGACAAAGGAUGUGAGGGAAGGGUUCCUUUUUGUUAGCUUUUUUGGUGUUCUUUGCUGGAGAGAUAUAAAGACGCUUAAACUUGAGUCUUUUCUUUGGUUGGUUCUAAAUCUAACGGGA
Messenger RNA from Brassica oleracea var. oleracea, 1822 nucleotides. RefSeq lists its product as uncharacterized. The transcript has 2 exons. The record is from RefSeq and is a predicted model, not a curated record. The coding region runs from base 119 to 1699 and encodes 526 amino acids. NCBI's taxonomy places the organism in Eukaryota, Viridiplantae, Streptophyta, Magnoliopsida, Brassicales, Brassicaceae.